CUAAGAGUGGGAAAACAUUCUAAUAGAAGAUUGUAAUAUUUUGAAUGUUGCAGAGCCAUUGAGUCUAACAAGCCUUUUCUUCCUCCAUAUGUUAUUUGCGGUUACAACAGAAUGAUCAGGCCCUGGUUGUAAUUGGCUGAGGAGUAUUCCUGUCACCCCAGUAUUGUUAUGCCCCUAAUGUGCUGCUACAUCCUACAUAUUUAUCCAUAAAACAUUCUAUGAAGUAAUUAAGAUGAAAUUUACAACUACAUUUCUGCACCUACUUCUGAUUUUUGCCACUGAUGCUGUGUAUGGCAGUCACAACUAUGCUACAGUGGCUACUAAUGGUCAGCCAUUCCCAUGGGCUGAACGCAGACUCCCUGAUAACAUUUUUCCAGUCCAUUAUAAUUUGUUAAUACACCCAAACCUGACAACUCUGAAAUUUACUGGAUCCGUCAAGAUUGAAGUUGAUGUGACCCAUAAUACCAACACGGUGAUCCUGCACAGUAAGCACCUCCAGAUCGUCAAGGCAAGCAUAGAAGAUGAAAUGGAUGACUCUUCACUGGGGGUAGCCUUGCAAGUGCUGGAGUACCCACCACAUGAACAGAUAGCCCUGCUCUCAGCAAAUACAUUACUGGCAGGGAAAAAAUACUUUGUGUACCUCAGUUAUGCUGCCAACUUAUCAGAGGGCUUUCAUGGGUUCUACAAGAGUACAUAUCCUUCAAAAGGUGGGGAAACAAGAAUAUUAGCAUCUACCCACUUUGAGCCCACCUCAGCACGAAUGGCAUUUCCUUGCUUUGAUGAGCCAGCUUUUAAGGCCAACUAUUCAAUAACGAUAAGACGAGGGGCUGAACACAUUGCAUUGUCCAACAUGCCCAAGGUGAAAACAGUACACUUGGGUGAUGGUCUUUAUGAGGACCACUUUGAUAUCAGUGUCAGGAUGAGCACCUACCUUGUUGCAUUUAUUGUUUGUGAUUUUAAAUCCGUAUCAAAGAUGACUUCAACAGGAGUAAAGAUUUCAGUUUAUGCUGUACCUGACAAAUGGAACCAGACCCAUUAUGCUCUUGAAGCGGCAGUGAAACUUCUGGAAUUCUAUGAGAAGUACUUCAAUAUCUACUAUCCACUGCCAAAGCAAGAUCUUGUUGCCAUUCCAGACUUCCAGUUAGGAGCAAUGGAAAACUGGGGCCUAACCACUUAUCGAGAGACUUCCCUACUUUUUGAUCCUCAGACUUCCUCUGUCUCGGAUAAACUGUGGGUCACCUUGGUGAUCGGUCAUGAACUGGCUCAUCAGUGGUUUGGCAACCUGGUCACAAUGGAGUGGUGGAAUGAUAUUUGGUUGAACGAAGGAUUUGCCAGAUACAUGGAAAUUGUUUCAGUUGAAGCCACAUAUCCUGAACUGCAGGCGGAUGACUAUUUGUUGGGCACUUGCUUUGCAGCCAUUGGUAGGGAUUCCAUGAACUCAUCACGUCCUAUUACAACUGCAGCAGAAAGUCCCACAGAGAUCAAUGAGAUGUUUGACACUGUGUCUUAUGAAAAGGGGGCAUGCAUCCUUCACAUGCUAAGGAGCUAUUUGUCCAAGGACGUCUUUCAGAGCGGGAUUGUCCGCUACCUUCGGAAAUACAGCUACAGAAAUGCUAAAAAUGAAGACCUCUGGAACAGCAUGGCUAACACCUGCAGUGAUGAAGAUUUCACCUCAGGAGAAUUCUGCUACAGCAGCAAUCAAGCAUUCAAAAACAGAUAUAAAUAUGGUGGUGAACAUCUAGAUCUAAAAACAAUGAUGAAUACUUGGACCUUGCAGAAGGGAAUUCCUUUGGUCAUUGUUGAUCAACAAGAUAAUAUUGUCAGGAUCAGACAGGAGAGAUUCCUGAGAGGAAUUUUCCCUACUGAUCCAGUGUGGCCAUCUCUUCAGGAAGGGUACCUCUGGCAUAUACCUCUUACAUAUAUUACAAGCAACUCAAGAAACAUUCAAAGACAUUUGCUUGAAACAAAAUCAGGAGUUAUUGAUCUAAGGGGAAAUGUCAGCUGGAUUAAGUUUAAUACAGAUAUGAAUGGAUAUUAUAUUGUCCAUUAUGAGGGAGAUGGAUGGGACAAAAUUAUUAAAUUACUGAAGGAGAACCACACUUUGCUGAGUCAUAAGGACAGAACCCACCUCAUUCAUAAUGCUUUUCAACUGGUCAGUGCUGGAAAACUCUCAUUAGACCGAGCACUAGACCUGCUCCUGUACCUUCGUUUUGAAACUCACAAUGUUCCCCUGCUUCAGGGCCUGGGUUACCUUGAAACCAUUUUUAGAAUGAUAGAAAAGGCAGGCAAUCCUGAUGUUGCACAAAACUUAAAGAAUUACAUACUGAAAUACUUCCAAGAUGUUAUUGACAAGCAGACGUGGAGUGAUGAAGGGUCCAUUUCAGACAGGAGACUUCGAUCUGAAGUCCUCAACUUAGCCUGUGACUUUGACCACCCUAUGAGCGUGAAGAAAGCAAAUGAACUCUUCAAGGAAUGGGUCAGAUCCAAUGGCACUCUCAGUUUGCCCACAGAUGUUAUCAUGAUGGUGUAUUCUGUUGGAGCUAAGAGUGCUGAAGGAUGGGAUUUCCUCCUGGAAAAGUACAAAAUUUCCCUGUCAGGAGCAGAACAAUCAAAAAUCCUAAGCGCUUUAAUAAACACAAAGGAUGUUGACAAGCUCUUGAGAUUGCUACAUAUGGGAAUGAAAGAAGACACAAUCAGAAUGCAAGACCUACCCUCAGCAAUUUACAGUGUGGCAAUAAAUCCAGUUGGCCAUUCCCUGGCAUGGAAUUUUGUAAAGAAAUACUGGAAUGAACUGGUGGAAAAAUUUGAGUUGGGCUCAAAUUCUAUAAGAACCAUCAUUAUAGGAACUACAUCUCACUUUUCAUCUAAAGAAGACCUGAAUGAGGUGAAAAUGUUUUUCGAAUCUAUAAAAGAACACUCUUCCCAACUUAGGGCUACACAGAUGUGCCUGGAGAAUAUUGAGAAAAACAUAAGAUGGCUGGAAAGAAAUCUUGAGACUCUGAAGACCUGGUUGUUAAAGAAUAUUAUGGGUUUUUAAUGGCCUAAAGAAUAGAAAAGAAGAAAUAGGCAGCUAAUGCACACACAUGAAAUCAAUUUGUGCUUUUUGAGAUGUCACCUGGAGGAAGUUUGGGUAAAAAUAUACAAUCUACAGGAUUCAAAAGUGUUUGGAAAGGUUGCAUAAUUCUGUCUAGUGAACUGUUGAUUCCAGCCUACUGAUUUGCUUUUCUUUACAAAACUACAAUUAACUUGACAUAGAUACACCCUGAAAGGUGAAAAAGCAUGCUUUCUUGUGAGACUUGAGUGUUUGACUUUGUAUAGUUUACCUCUAUUUAAUGGGGUACAUCAUGGUGUUAAAUGUAGGAACUCUUUGUGCUCAAGCAAAAUAUUUUUUUUAAAGUGGAGUUUGGGUAAUUGUGAACUUGUAAUGUUUAAUCAGGGAGUGCAGAUUUUUGAAAGACAACCUUGCUGUUCUUCAUUUUGAAUUUGUACAUAAUUGUAGCUGGUUUGGUAUAAUUGGAGUCAACUAAAAUGAAAUACACUGU
Erpetoichthys calabaricus (reedfish) is the source of this 3542-nucleotide messenger RNA. RefSeq names its product endoplasmic reticulum aminopeptidase 2-like. Gene Ontology annotation, molecular function: metalloaminopeptidase activity; peptide binding; zinc ion binding. Gene Ontology annotation, biological process: peptide catabolic process; proteolysis. Lineage: Eukaryota; Metazoa; Chordata; Cladistia; Polypteriformes; Polypteridae. Gene Ontology annotation, cellular component: cytoplasm. Bases 233 to 3037 code for a protein of 934 amino acids. The transcript is spliced from 19 exons. The record is from RefSeq and is a predicted model, not a curated record.